This is a messenger RNA of Spirodela intermedia, 14363 nucleotides long. The record is from the annotation of a GenBank genome assembly. NCBI's taxonomy places the organism in Eukaryota, Viridiplantae, Streptophyta, Magnoliopsida, Alismatales, Araceae.
AUGCACCGCGUACGCCACACCUGCCACGUACCUCAUACCGCCCUGAACGUAACUCCUCGCUGCGUGCCUCUUCGCACGCCACCUCAAAGAAGCUGCGAGCUUCUGCACAUGCCGGCAGAUUCCCCCAGCGACUCCGCACGUGCGGUGCCCAUCUAAGCUUGUCCGUAUGCCCCCAGGCUGCCGGGUCCCUCCAAAUGUGGGCAUGAGCGCAUCGUGCCACGCAUUUGUUCUUGGUCUGGUUCGCUCUACAGGAUCAAAUUGUGUUGGUGGCUAUCCUGCAGUCUCCUGGAGAAGUUCUAAGCGCCUCUCGCGUGUCAGGAAGCGGUCUUCUUCGGUCUCAACUAUUGAGCCCAAAUUUUUUCUGCUUAUCUAGCUGAACCAACCUUUGGCCACACGUUGCAAUAUUUCCAAACAUCUCCCCUUUUUCUAAAAUAUGAGAAACAUGGCUUUGAUACUACUUUGUCACAUAGUUGGACUGGGCCUACCGCCUAAGCUCCAAACUGUGCGACCUUCUACCGUUUCCAAAACUUGUGGAAGAUUUUGGUCAAGGGGAUAAAAACCUAAUCUAAGAUAAUACAUUGACAUAGAUCAUUACGUACUUGUUUAAUAGUGCUGCCUUGUGGACCCCACCACAAAACUCCUCAACCACAUGAUAUAUAUCACAAGCCAUGAGAUGUGCUUUGAAAAUAGGUUACAUUAGUACACACUUUGGCCCAGCAGUCUAAUCACACAUAUUUACCUCAAUUAAUUGGCUAAGUUCAACAAAUCUUCUCCUUCAAUCUGAUUAUGCAAAUUGGGUCAUUUUAGUCGAUUAUUAUGAUUGCUCGAAAGGACCUAAUAUGGUUUUGAACUCCCAAUUAACUGUAGUGUUUACUCACUAAUGUGACUUAGUCAUUGUAUAGUAAAUCACGUAAAUUUAAAAUUUAUAAAACUAGAAAAUAUAAUUUCUUAAAUAUUUAGAAAUAUUUUAAAACAAAUAUAUCAAUUAUAAUUCAAUAAAACUUAUCAAAAUAAUAGUAAUUUUCUAAAUUAAUUACAAGGAUGUAAUAUAAUAUCAAAUAGUUAUUCAGAAUUUUCUUCAAAGAAUACUAUUUUCUAUGAAUUUUAUAUUAGGAAAUGAAAAAUAAAUAUAUUUAAAAUUCAUGAAAAAAAGAAAUAAAGGUGCAGAUGUCAAGAUGAUGUCAACGCACGACGAAUGUGAAUUAAGCGAAAAUAGUGUUUCACUUGACGAUUCUUACGUAAGUGAUUAUAGACGAUUUAAUUGAUCAAAUUAAGAUCUGUUAAAGUCGAAAGAAUUGUAACUAGACAAGGUAUAUCUUGGUAAAUUUAAAUAACCAAAUUAUCACUAAAUGAAGUAGAAAUUAAGUUGAAAGCAGAAAAAUAGAGUUAUGACAUUGCAACGACGAUGCGUCGAUGAUGCACUGAAAUCUUGAGCGUUUGAGAGGAUCGUUGUGUAAUGUCCACAACCUCGAAGACUUUCCUUGGAUAAGGAUGACGUGGAUAAUAUCUAGAUUUCUUUACAAAGUCUAGAGAUUAAUGAAAUGGGUCAUCGAAUCGUCUUUGGCGGUUGUCACUUGACAAAACAAAAAAAUGACGACUUUAUAGCUCUCUAGCGGCUGUCACCCGGCAGAGUAGAAAAAUGACGACUUUGCGGCUCUCUAGCGGCUAUCACUUGACAAAGAAGAGCUGGAUGGAGGUGGGGUGCAUAUUAGGAAACUUCAUCCUCAAGUCUAGGCAACAAGAGGAGGCUCUUCAUCGCAUCCAAUAUGCUCUUAGGAGGUGGUGACUUGACUCCUAGUGGAUCAUCUUCUUCUCGACAAUGACUUGUUUGUCCAUCAAUCGGAGAUGCUUUACUCAAUGGAUUCGUGAUCCUUUUAUCACGAAUUGUUCAACAAUUAUAGUAACAAUACUUUACGAAUCGCGUUGACGAGAUUUUUGUCGAUGAUCCAACGAUUCUAGUGGCUUAAUCCUUCACCGGUGAUUUACAAGAAAGUCGCGAUAAUUAGAUAAAAAAUAUGAGUUUUGGCUAUGAGAGGAUUCGAACCUGCGUCGAUUACCUACCCUUUCUGAGGAAGGUGUGACGUGAGUUUAGUCCCACAUCACUUGUGUGCCAAAGUUUUUGGUAAAUAUAUAGUAAUAUUACAUUUACAAUCAAGUCCUUUUCUCGUGCAUGUACGACCACUCCUUGCCCCACAGCUAGUUGGCCACUUGUGACGUGGAAGGGGAGUGAUGCAUACGUGCCCCUAUCAGUCCUAGCCACUCGAGCCCUUACUCGCAGUUCCUCCCCGACUACAUUUCCGACCCGUUUGUGAGUCUGGGUGGCCGACGAAUUCCCCCCAUUUUGUUAUAUAUAUAUUUUUAUUUCUUUUUCUUUAUUUAUCUCAAAAUUAAGACUGUAAAAAUUAUAUAAAUUUAUAUCAAAUCACAUAAUUACUCAAAAGUUCACGUUAAUCAACUAAAAACUACUUUUCACACUUUAACACAAAUAUAAGUCUAUUUAUCAUGAUUUAAGGCUAAAACUAUAUUAUUUAUUAAUUAUUAACUCAUGAUAAUGAAGACUUAUCACUCACCAUUGGAGACGUUGUGUUGGUGGCAUAUUACUAUGACAAUGUGAUGACAUGGUAGCAAAUUACUGUAUGCCGCACCACAAUUCAUUGUGUUGUCAUUAUUUAGGUGUUUUGUUAGUACAUGACCUCACCCUCAAAGGACAUCAACUCACGUAAAUAGGUUAUUUCCUAGAGGCUUAAGUUUUGUGAUAGAAACUUGAACUUGAUUUUAUUUAAAGUGAUGCAUGAUCAUAAAUAAUUGAGAUUUUUUUUGGCAUUUUGCUUAGUAAUUUUAAUAUGCCCACUUUUAGGGGAAUACUUUUGAUCUAAAUAACUAGGUUAUUGUGUUUUCAUUAAUAAAAUAUAAUUGACAAGUCUUAAUACAAUCGUUUAGUAAAACACAUUUUCUUAUAAGGCUUUUUUUUUUGUAAUAGAUAGUUACAAUGGCAGACUAUGAAUUUUUUGUUGCUUAGGACAAGUAAGCAUGUCAAUUUGAUCAUGAUCCAUACCUUCACAUUGCCUAGUUGUGAUGGAUCUUCAUUUGAGCAUGUCAUAAUUGACUAGUCAAUGAAAUGUCAAUUUUACAUCUUUAAAAUCAUGUUAUCAUAUAAUAAGCAAAGCCAUUUUUCUUUACAAGUAUUAUCCUCAUUUGAGACAAUAUUCUUCAUGGUAAGAGGUUUUAAUAGUUGAAGCCCUCAACUAUCAUGGGUUAUAUAGAUUAUCUUGACUUUAUGUGUGACCCUCACAUACUAUGUAUAGCAUCAAGGUAACGACUUUGAGGACGAUCUGUCCUCGUGGGGGUGAAGCUCCUAGAUUUGAAACAUAUUACAUGGAGCCUGACAACUGAAAUAGAGGACAAAGACAAAACUAUUGAAGAUAACAACAAUUACUGCUAACUGGUGUUUAUGAGAUGGAGUCGCUAACUCGACCCCACAACAUCUCGUCCCACAUUAGUAAGAAAACUUGUUGAUGAAACCGAAAGAAAUUUUAGGGAAUGAGACCAGAUUUAGGACUUGAUGGGCCUGAUAAGAGACCUUUUUUUUAGGGGAAGAUGAGAGUACAAGUAGAAAAUGUCCAAAAGAUAAUAAAUGAUAUGGAGAAGAGUAAAUGUGUUGGAAUAAGGACACCACAAAUUUAAUGUGGUCUAAAGAGGAUGAAUUCACCUCACAACCACUAAACAAGAAAGGAGAACAUAUAAUAGUUUACAAGGAAUGAAAUAUAGAAGCAUAUGGAAUUAAUAAAUCUCUAAUCACAUCCACUAGAUGGGAGAGGAGGAGGAGAAGCUGAAAUCUUGAUUUCAGCUAUCGAAGAGAAGAGGACCUCAUGUGCCCUUGAUUUUACCUCUCUAUCUUUCUCUCUCCUUUUAAUAUUAGUAUUACAUUAGUGACUGGACUGACUUUGUACUUGAACUAGUUCUAAACAAAGGUAUGAAGAAUUGUGAAUAGGAGGAUGAUUCUUCGAGAUUGGCAAUGGUGGGAUAGCCACAGAUCAAUCUUCAUUAUCAUGAGUUAAUAAUUAGUAAAUAAUAUAGUUUUAGUCUUAACUCAUGAUAAAUAGACUUAUAUUUGUGUUAAAGUGUGAAAAAUGGUUUUCAAUUGAUUAAUGUGAUUAUGUGAUUUUAUAUAAAUUUCUAUGAUUUUUAUAAUCUUACUUUUGAGAUAAAUGAAGAAAAAGAAACAAAAAUAAAAAUAUAACAAAAUAAGGGUACCUGCCAGCCAAUCAGGCUCGGAAGUGGGUCGGAAGCACCGUAGAGGAGGAGUCGCGAGCAGGGGCUUGAGUGGCUAGGAGCGAUAGGGGCACAUGUGCGUCAUUCCCUUUCCACGUCAUCGGUGGCUAGCUAGUUAUGGGGUAAGGAGUGGUCGUACACGUGGAAAAAAGAGAUUUAUUUACAAAUGUAAUAUUAGUGUAUAUUCGUCCGAAACUUUGGUGCAUAAACGAUAUGGGAUUAAACUUAUGUCACACUUUCUCUAAAAAGGCUUUGAUAAUUUUAAUACCUACAGUACCCCUUAUUUAUAACAAAGAUAUACCAUGAUGAUGUCAUUUGAUAAGGACAUUAGAGUACUUAUUUUAAUCUCUCUCAUAUAGGCAAGCAAUCGACACAAGUUCAAAUCUUUCUAGAGUCAAAACUCAUAUUUUUUAUUUGAUUAUCAUGACUUUUCUACAUAUAGUUGGUGAAAGAUUAAGUUGUCAGAAUCAUUAGAUCAUCAACAAAAAUUUUAUCAACAUGAUUCACGAAGUAUUGUUACUAAAAUUGUUGAAUGAUUCGCAAUAAAAAGAUCACAGAUUUAGCAAAUAAAGUAUCUCUGAUUGAUCGACAAAUAAGUCGUCAUCGGGAAGAAGACGAUCCACCGAGAGAUGUCGCCACCUCUUGAGAGCAUAUCGGAUGCAAUGAAGAAUCUUUUUUUGUUGUACAGACAUGAUGAUGAAACUCCUUGACACACGUCUCACCUUCAUCUAGCUCCUCUUUGUCAGGUGAUAGCUGCCAAAGAGCCACAAAGUCGUCAUUUUUUCACUCUGCUAAGUGACAGCUGCUAGAGACGAUUUGACGACCUAUUUUAUUGAUCUCUAGACUUUGCAAGGAGAUCUAAAAAUUGCCCACGUCGUUCUUGUCUAAGGAGAGUUUUUGAGGUUGUGGACAUUACAUGAUGAUUCUCUCAAAUGCUCAAGAUUCCGAUGCAUCGCUGAUGCAUUACUAUCGUGAUGCCGAAACUCUAUUUUUCUGCUUUCAACUUAAUUUCUACUUCAUUUAGUGAUAAUUUGUAUGAUUUAAAAUUAUGAAGAUAUACUUCAUUCAAUUAUGAUUCUUUUGGUUUUUGCAAAUCUUAAUUUGAUCAAUAAAUCAUCUAUAAUCACUUAUGUAAAAAUCACCGGGUGGAACUCUAUUUCCGUCCGACUCGUGUUUGUCGGGCACUAACGUCAUCAUGAUGUCUGCACCCCUUAUUUCCUUUUUUUAUGAAUUUUACAUAUAUUUUAUUUUUAUUUCUUAGUAUAUAAUUUAUAGAAAAUAGUAUUCUUUGAAAAAAAAUCUAAAUAAUUACCUAAUAUUAUAUUAUAUCCUUGUGAUUGACUUAAAAAAUUACCACUAUUUUUUACAAUUUUAUUGAAUUAUAAUUGAUAUAUUUGUUUAGAAAUACUUUUAAAUAUCUAAAAAUUUAUAUUUUCUAGUUUUAUAAAUUUUAAAGUUGUGUGAUUUACUAUACAAUGACUAAGUCACAUCAGCCACCAUCAAAAUCAUUUAAUAAGUCUGACUUUUACAUGCUGUUCCACAUCGGGCCUGACCAUAGUGAAUAGUAUAACGACUGCAUAAAUUAAUUUUCUUAACGGAUUAUUAGGGUUUCAUAGUCAUGUAUGCUUUAAAAGUUUUCAGGAUGCCGACCCUUGCAAAGGGCAUUUGUCAAGAACAAGCUGAGCUGGGGAGAAUUUUUGGUUUAUCUUGCUCUUUUAUGCCCUUAUUUGAGAUGGAAUUCUCAAAUUUAUUGAUUGAAAUCCAUAGCUACAAUCAGUCAUUAUUUGAAGUCUGUAGUUAUCUACCAUUGAAAUUUUUUAGUGAAAUAUAGUUGGUAGAUUUGCCGAAGGUAAUCUAUCCUUGUUGGGGAUGGAUCCCACCGACUCCACUUGAUGUUGUUUAUCAAUGUUCGAGAAGCUGUGAAGAACAACUGAGGCUGUGAAACAAAGGAAGUGAUUGUAAUACUGUGGAUCUUAUUCCUAGGACUCAUCAAACAUGACUGUUGACAUGUCACCGGGAAAGGAGAAAAAGCUGAGGAUGAAGAAAAAGACGAGGAAGCAACCCGAGGUGAUUUAUUACAGCAACACUCAUUUUAUUCUCACGCAAGCUACAAACAGAAACCCCCAGUCACCAGAGAACGAGAUAGGCACAUCGGUAACGGCGCUGAGGAAGGCUACUAGGCAGCCCUUGCCGAUGACUAUUGCUUUGGGCAUGGCUUAAUGCAGUAGCACCGACGCCGAAUGAAGCCGCGGCACUCUCCCAAGAUGAAACCUUCAGUCCUGCAGAUUAUCGAACAGUUCGUAUGGCUACUGCAGCGCCCAGUGAACCUGGUGCUCAGCGAGCUACAGUCUCUUAUCUGGGAUGGCUCCACUGUUCGCCCAACGUCCUUAGCAGCACCUACAUACACAUAAUGGAUUAGUACAAUGGCAUAGUCUAAUGAAGGUGCCUCAUGGUUCAUCGUCAAAAGUAGAGGCAUAGUAAUUCUUCCAAGUUCUAUCUUGCAAAUAAUAUAAAUGGAUUGUGAAUCAUUAUGGAUCAGAUAAUUGGGCUUAUAAUCCUGACAAGAAUGACAUCGCCAAAUUCAUAGCCAACUGAUCCAUGUUUAGUGUCUCUCAAUAUAUGAUAGAAUAGUUUCUCACGGCGCAAUCGUAGACGAAUAAGUGUGGUGCUUCGCGGUUCUUCUCCGUGCUAUCUUGUCAACAACAGAAAUGAGAUGAGACUAAUAAAGGGCUAGAGAUUGGAGCUCCCAUAUCAGGCAAAAUAAUCAGAUCGUUCAACCGGAAAUCGAAUUUUGUCUCUCUUAAUGCAUGUUAUUGAUCAGUCGAGUGUGAUCUGCGUGGUGGACAAGCGUUGUACCAGUGGUCGCGAACAGUGGAAGGAGCAUGACGAGCAGGAGAAUGGUGGGCACCACGCGGGCGGAAGCCAUCGGCGAAGCAAGGAAGACUGAGAGAGGAUAAUAGGGAGAAGGGUGAAUUAUGAGAGAGAGAGAGAGAGAGAAUGAGGUGAGGAGGCUGGCUAGGGCUCGUGUUAUAUAGGGAGAAGAACGGAUUAUCAUAGUCUUGUAUGCAUCUAGGUUCUCGGUAGGUGGAUGCCAGUUGGCGAAAAUGUUUAUCCCAAUACCGUUUUAAUAGCCUUUGACGUCUUGAAGUCCACGGCAAAGGUGGUGGGAUAGUGGCCAGUCAUGUCUUUGUCAGUCGGGCAGUUAUGAGGGAAAUUUAUAAGCUCUUAUCGCGAACCGAUGCUUGCAUUUGAACGAAUGGAAGAGUAAGUGAUCCGAACACAAGAUUGGCAUGUGAGUCUCACUGAGGAUGGACGUUUCCCACUCAGGCCAACGGCCCUCCUCUCCGUGUCCUCUCUCUCUCACUCACUCCUUAAGCCUUUGAAAAUAUUUCAGAGAAUGACCGGACGAAUCCACCGUAAUAGAGAGCUAAAAUUAAAUAAAUCAUGUCAUGAUUUAUUUUUUUUACAUCUUUAUUUUUCUUGCCUUACGCAAAAUCAAGCCCACUAGAUCAGGUUCUUCUCGUUCUUUCAAUCUGUAUUGAGGUUAAGGUCUUAACAGUUGUGAAGGACGCUUACAAUUCUCUAGCAGCCAUUGUGUAAGCCGGAUGCCACGAUGGGAAUGGAGCGAUUGGUUGAGGGAGAAGAAGAGGGGUAUGAAAGCGUAACUUGGUAAGGGGAGGGCAUGGGAUAUGCAGGAGAGGGAGACAUCAAAGGAGGGAAGAGGUACGGGCUUUAUUGGCCAGAAACCAUCCAAGCCCAAGUAUUAUACUGGAGACCCAUUAUCACAGAGAGCAACAUUACACCCAUAAACCUACAACGACAACUCCGCCAGCUGCUGCUUUAAAGCUCCCUUUGGCUGUUGAAGGGGUGCUAAUCUUGUCUCGACAGCAAGGCUCACACACAUCGUUGACAUUUGGUGGAGCUGAUAGAUGACAAUUCCUGAAACUUGAGUGCGACCCAAGAGCAGGGUCUAAAUUCCCCUCUCUCCCUGAUUUAUUCUUCGUCUUCUUCCUCCUUGUUCAGGUAUAUCAAAGCGAAAAAUGUCUUUUCUUGUUCAUAGCUUGGCAUCAAGACACUCACAGAACUAUUGUGCACAUCCCAGUGCACUUAUGAAUGAAAUCGACGAAAUGCUUCAUGGUAAAAAGAUUCUUGACAAAAUGAUUCCGAAUAAUGUUGAGGUUCGCGUGUGAUAAUGAGAAGGGUGAGGACCAUGAGUAGUAGGACGAUGUCUGGGAGCACGCGGAAGCUACGGAUGGGGAAAGCAUGUCCUGAUGAAGAGGAGAUAACAGAGAGAGAGAGAGAGAGAGAUCUAUGUAAAAGGGAACCUGGCCCCCAGGUGAUCUGUGUAUCGUUGACGAGUGAGUAGUUCAUAUCCAUACAGGCUGACACAAACCUACAGUUUAGCUGCCCUUCAUCCCAGCUUCCAACUUGAUGGGUAGAUGGGGAUCGACAAUGGACUAACCCAUAGCACGGGUGUGCAAGAGAACGUUGACCAUUAUUUUAUUGUUGGCAUGGACAUUAGCGGGGAUAACAUGAACUGGGAUUGACGUUAAAAAUGAUAAAGUUGGCUGUUUUAGUACGCGUUAUGGGUAACUAAGUAACGAGUAAUUAAUAUCAUCAUAUUAUUAUCUGAAAUGCUUUAGAAGCUUAGUUAAAUGUGGGAGCGUGAAGACGGAGUUGACCUAAACAAAGGAUGAUGACCAUUCCUUGUGGUCCAAAAAAAUUUAUGACUUGGUAGCUGAAGAUGAUAAACCUUGAUCGACAUUAAGUAAAUGGUCAAUGGGUUUGUUUCCAUGUCAACUUCGGGUGGAGUCCAUAUUGGGGCUCCUAAUCCGCCGACAUACAUAAGUAUAGCUGGGAUGGGUUUUUCAGAGAUGAGCAUCCACUUAUUAUGCAACGAAAAAUACUGUAAACAAGAUAUUGAGAGAGUACAAAGAAAUACUGACAAAAUUUUCAUGUUUAGGGAAUCUUCAUACGUCCAAUGUCACACAACCCCUUGUUUUUCCUUCUUCGAGAAAUUGUCUUAUGGGUUUAAAGUGUCAGCGGCCACCCCAGUAUUUGAGAGCUGGAUCCUCUUACUCACCGUAAACUUGGUAUUGAUUACCUUCCACAUACAUCUCAUAUCCUCCAUAAAAAAUAUAUUCUUGAACUUGUGCAACGUAUCCAAUCAACUAAUUUGCAAGAUAAACUAAUUCCAUUGAUAACCUCAUUUUCUUUAUGACGAUUGCCUUUAUCAAUAUGUGUAUUGAAUUAUUCAGUAAGCUGAUGUUUUCAAGUGUUAAUUCUCCAUCUUGUAGCAAGUUGUGAAUUAAAUGUUACCUCAGAAGGAUGUGGUUUGUUCUAGAAUGAGACAUAGCCUUCUUUGCUAGAUUAAUGGCGCCUGGAGUAUACAAAAAGGACAUAAUGUGGUCAUGCUUCCUACCUGCUCAACUAGGAAAUUCAACCAAAUCGUUUAAUUGCUAGCCUCUAUAAUUGCCAUAUAUUUCUCCUCAUUGGUAGAGAAAACAUCCCAAAAUUUACAAUCUUUGGUGUUCCAACUUUGAACCAGCCUUGUAGAUUCCUCUUUGACAUUAACAUUCAUUUCCUUCUCACACGUUCCUCAAUCAACACUACUAUUUUGUUCGCAAUUUCAUUAUCUACCAUUACUACCAAGUUUAAUGGGGGUCAUGUAAACAAAGCUGGUUUUUGGUUUCCUUGGUUAUUUUUCAUAAGUCACUUGGAAAAAUUAUUGUGUAAUCUUCAUUACUUUGAUGUCAUACAGAGAUCUAAUUUCUCAUCAAACUUGAGACAUGUUUUACAUCCAACAACUUUCCUAGUGUUCUAUUUAGAUGCUUUUAUUUAAAUCUCAUUUGUCAAUAAUCAAUAAGGUAUACCUUGUCAAAAUUUCUAAUAGUAAUCAACUUCAGUUUUCCUGCACAGUAGUGUGACAAUACUCUAAAAGUACCCAAACGAAACUGUAUUUGAUGCAGUACAUACCUCAUUGAACGUAAGUUUUUUUAUCCACAAAAGGACUCCCAUUUUUUUUCUAUGCUACGAGACACAGUUGGUAUGCUCUCUCUCUCUCUCUCUCUCUCUCUCUCUCUCUCUCUCUCUCUCUCUCUCUCUCUCUCUCUCUCUCUCCUUAGGCGGCCCAUUUAAACCUUAGGUUUCUCAGUGGGCCGGGCCCAGUAAUAAAGCAAUGCCCACAAGAAAAAAUAUCAAUGAGGAAUAUCAAGCAACAGAUUAUUAUUGCCCAAAAGUGGAUGAAAAAAUAUCGACCGGAGGUAACCAAGAAGCAUCUUCUAUAUGCCCAAGAACAACGAUUCUAGAAACUCGUCGAUGUAGGCAAGGCAGGGCCAGUGGUCGGUCCUAAUUCGGACUAGCGUUGAAGGCUCGGAGACCUCCAUCUUGAAGAGCAGGUGGAACCGUGGCGGGAGGAAGAUCAGAACCAGGAGAGACCCCAAAUCGGCCUCUUGGAACCUCUCUGCUGCUGUGUCUGCAUCGUCUUCAUCCGCAAGAUACCCCAGCUGAAGAACAGGGACAGCGCUGCCGCCGCUGCCGCCGCUGCCGCCGCUGCCGCCGCUGCCGCCGCUGCCGCCGUCGUGAUCAUCCUGCCAGAAGGCGUCAGCGAGGGCUCCGCCGCCUGACUUCAGGGCAUCAGCAAGGGAGGCGCCGGUGAAGCCGACAACGAACGGAGCCAGGUGACACUCAACGGUGGCAAUCAGAGAGGCAGCAGCGGUGUCGAGAAGCUUGACGGAGCCAGUCCCGUUGACGGCGGCGACUCCUCUGGCACCUUUCAAGGGGAAGGUCUCCCGUGCUGUGUUGGAAGAGCUGGAACAGGCUUCCCAGAGGGCGUUGAAGAGAUCGGAGUAGUACCGAGGAGCUGCCGCCAGUGAAACGCCGGCGGGAAGAGGAGCCUUCAGGAACAUGUCCUCAAUGCCCACCGGGAUGCUCUCCAACCGACCGGAGAUGAGCUGGCCGUCCUCUGCAUUGGCUUGGACAGUGACGUCGAUGAGGCCCGGCAUGGGCUCUCGAGGCUCCAGUUCCACCACCACAGAGCUUCUUCUGGUUCUCGGGUCGGAAGGCUUCUCCACGAGGACCAUAGCUCGAGGAUUUGCAGGAGAUUCUCCGAGGAGGAAGGGGACACGACAUGGAGGGAUCGGACCAUACUUAGCUGUGGAUGAGAAGGUGAGGACAACAGCAUACAGAGCAGGUGGCCCCGCUCUUUCACCUGAGGCGAGAACGCCGGCGUCAAAUCUCAGGCUGCAGGGGAUCUCGAUCUUCAGGCCCUUCAUGUGGCGGAAGUCAGGAAUGGAACCGAAAUGCCGCCGCAAGAUGUCUAAGAUCUCAGCAACCUUCGAGUCAACCAUGCGCAGUGGUUCUUGGGUCAAGCUGAUUCUUGCGAGAUUCUCUUCGGCCUCCUCAGUGGGGUCCGGGAUGGGAGGAGCAUCUCUGAUCACUUCCAGAGAACUGGGCCCGUUGACUUUGGCGUCCAGAUUAGGAAUUGUGAGAGACCAUGACUGCUUCAAGAGCAAUGGGAUUGCCCUCUCGAGAUGGAUGCAAGAGGAAGCACUGAGUGUCUUCUUCCACGACGAGCUCGGAGUGGGCGCCUGGUAGAAGAAACCAGGAUGCGGAGAGGGUGUAACUCCCGUAAGCUGCUCCCCAGGGUUAAGUACGUGCCUCAGCUUCUUCCCGGGAAUGCAGACAAGCAUCCGCAGGUAGAUCCUGUAGAAUCACAAAACAUUCAAAUAAAAAAGCAUGAUAAUUCAUAUGAUUGAUUCCAUCGAAUGAUCGUCUGAUAAUUACCUUGCACUAUCGCGGACCUCCAAGUCAGGAUAGCACUGAGAAGUGAACGACAAGAGAUGAGAAAGAACAUUGAAUAUUCUAGAGCUGUGGUGGUUCAUCAUCACUGUGCGGCAAAUCCGCAAGACUUUGCUUCCCUUUGACCAUAAUCUCAACCCCGAAUCUGGUCCGUGCUUGUCUACGAGGAACACCAUGAACUUGAGCAGGAAUUGCAGAAGACGACGUGGAGGUAUCUUGUCAUUCUCGGCGAUCCUCUCAAGAAUCGAGAAAUAGACUGAUAUCCUCAAGUCCAUUUCGAGCUUUGGGAGCAAGGACUCAUCAAAUGUCUGAAGCAGACGCUCACCCAGGAGCCUGUGGAUCCUGGAGCUCUUCAAGCGGUCGACAAAUGCUGCCACCACUGGGACCAAUCCAGGGUGCUCCACAACCAUAUCGACCAGGGUACUCUGCAACGAAUUCCAAGCUUCUUCAGGAACAACCCAUAAUUCAACCAAGAAAGAAUGUAGCCUAGAGCAUUGGUGAUGAGUGCACCUGGAGACUACAGAAAUUGGUGGACUCCAUGAGAUGAAGAACUGUGGAAUCAUCCGAAUCAGGACGAGACACUGCGCCAGUAAGAAACUUGUGGAGAGUGCGGAAGACCACCAGUGUCUCUGUGCUCCAGGGAGGUAACCAUCUGAAUGCUGAGACACAGACAAGGCAGGCCUGGAAGAGUUUCAUCGGAGAAAAUGCAAUUUCGUCGGCCUUCUUCCCCUCCUCGUCCUUACCCUUAUCAUUCUUUCCACUCGAAGAAUCAAGGAGUACUGCUAUGAGAGCGAGCACAUCUAGUUUUGCAGCUUUCAGCGCCAGAGGAUCAAACAAAGAGGGAUAAAAGCUGGGAGCCAAGGAAAUCAGAAGAUUCUUCUUAUCAGGCGGACGAGAGGCUAUACCCAACAGCCAGUGGAGGGCAAGGAGCCGGUAGACCAAAGGCUGUUGGGCCUCCUUGGGUAAAAGGGUGAGGCGGCGAGCGAUUUCUCGCUCGUCACCGGAAAAUGCAUCUGAGAAAUGCGAAUACAGCAUGAGAACGACAUGGCAUAGCAUUGGAUCGUACGAGUAAAGCAGGCCAGAGAACUGCACCUUCAGUAGCGCUGCGGCCCCCGACAUCUGAGCUUCCAAUGCUUUCACAACACGAGUAAGCAUAAAGACCAUCUCGGCAAUGGCCAGCGGGGUCAGAAUCAGAGGCCUCUCAAGAAGAAAUGACAUCACCCUUCUUAUGUCCCUUAGAUUGUCGUCCGAGAGGUCCUGAUUGUUCCUUGCCACGGAAUUCAAAUACACGGGGACAUUGAAUGGCACCAACUGAACCGAGGUGGACAGGAUCCCCGUCGUAGGGGGGGGCAUACAAUGCUGCACGAUGUUGUGCACUACCGUGGUGAGGAGAAGAAUGUAGCUUUGGGCGGCGUGAGUCCUCUCGCUUUGGCAGAGAUUCCACAGGUGGCCGACGAUCUCCGAGAGCAGACAGGGGUAGGCCUUCUCCAGCUCUCUCAGACAGUCGCAGGCGAUAGCCCUAGUUUGCCGAUCGGGGCUAUGAUUGGGGCGGUUGACUACAGCGAGGAGAACCUCCACCACGGCCUCGAGCUGGCGAGGCGCGUAGUCGAGGCCGUCGAUUGUGAUCGCGAUUGAGGUGACAGCCACCAUCAUCUGCUCCUUCAGGGCGUACGCCGUCGGGGCAGAAUCUGCAGGCGACUGCACGACGAUCCGAAGAGCCUCUGCGAGAGCCGAUAGGGCGUGCGCGGCAUCUUCCGGAGGAGACCUAACAAGGAGGUGACCGAAUUCCUCGAGAAAGAGGAUGACGAGGGGCUUGAGGGGGAAGUCCCGACGGAGAAGCGAGGCAAGGGCAAGAUCUAGGAGGGAAAGGGGGGUGGGAUGCUGGGAUAGCCACUGGAACUGCCGCGAAGGGUCGCCGGAUUGGAAAUCUUCGACCAGGGCCUCCCAUUCCAACGUAGAGAUGAGAGACUGCGAGAGCGACUGCAGGAGGGACGAUUGCUUCAGUGACGAUGAUUUCUCCAUGUAAAUGGAGAUGAGAAAAUGGGAGGAGAAACGAAACCCUAGCUACGUAGAGGACGAUGAGGAAUCCAUUGGAGGGAAGGGAAGAAGCACAAAGUGGGAACUGCAAGAAGAAGGGGGAGGGGGGCGGGGGGGAGAGAGAGAGAGGGAGAGAGAGGGGGGGAGGGUACGGCCGUCAUUUUUGUAGCGAAACUUCCGAAUGUUCUUCAUUAUAUUCGUUCGUUUACUCGUGCACGUCAAAAAAUUUCAUAUUUUCAUUCAUGCCACCGUAA